GUUCGAGGCUGGAGCUGGGGGCCCAGGGUGUCCGGAAAGCCCUCAGCGACGCCCUUUGUCCCACUUCCCACAGCUCCCGAGGCCCAGCGAGGACACCCGGAGAGCAGACACGGCAGGAUGAAGGCGCUGGUGGCUGUCCUGCUCUCCGUGCUGCUGUGUGGGCAGCAAGGGAGGGGGCGGGCGCAGGAGGACGAGAACAACGUGGACUUGGAGCCGGAAGAUUACAACGACGACGACGAGGACGAGGACGACGACGAGGAGGAGGACGAGGCCAGCAUGGCUGCGGGCAGCAAAGGCAGCGUGCUGCUGCAGUGCUACGCCUGCCAGUCCCUGCACAGGGAUGAGAGCUGCAAGAAGCUGCAGAACUGCAUCCUCGCCCACACCUGCAAAACCAUCAUCUCCCACUGGAAUACUGAGUCAGGUCACCAGACCACGUACUCAGGGUGGUGUGCAGACAUGUGUCAACCCAUCUCCAAGACAGUAGAUGGAGCCCUGACGACCAUAAGCUGCUGCCACUCCAGCCUGUGCAACGCCCCACCCUGGCAGUACCCGGGGGGAAGCGGGGCAGGGGGCCCCCAGGGGAGCCCCACAACUGUGGCCGCCACCCUCCUGCUCAGCCUCCUCACCUCCUGUCUUCGGGCGGUGGGGUUCUGAGUGGGGUGGUCCCAGCCCCACCGAAGCCCACUUGUACCCGGGCUGGCCAGCACUCUGUCCACUCUCUCCCCCUCCCAACCCUCCCCUCCCCGCCCCCAAUGCCAGCUCUGGAGAAUAAACCUGGAGUGUCUGUAA
This is a messenger RNA of Phacochoerus africanus (Common warthog), 789 nucleotides long. It is a transcript of the gene GPIHBP1, whose product is annotated as glycosylphosphatidylinositol anchored high density lipoprotein binding protein 1. Gene Ontology annotation, molecular function: acetylcholine receptor inhibitor activity. The transcript is spliced from 4 exons. The record is from RefSeq and is a predicted model, not a curated record. The coding region runs from base 118 to 654 and encodes 178 amino acids. Lineage: Eukaryota; Metazoa; Chordata; Mammalia; Artiodactyla; Suidae.